Molecule: messenger RNA, 2721 nt
Organism: Kluyveromyces lactis
Lineage: Eukaryota; Fungi; Ascomycota; Saccharomycetes; Saccharomycetales; Saccharomycetaceae
Product: LisH domain-containing protein
Exons: 1
Coding region: 1-2721 (906 amino acids)
Cellular component (GO): nucleus
Molecular function (GO): protein binding
Source: RefSeq, a predicted model, not a curated record
AUGAAGCGAGAGAUGUACUCUGGGCAGUCAGACGUUGCUGAUACUGGAUGGAGUGCUCCAAAGCCAGGUCAUAUGUCGCUAGAAAGGUCGAGGAUGUUGCAGGCCGCGGCGGCCGCAGCCGCUGCUGGUGGUGGGAGUACUCCAAACCAUAAUCAAAAUUAUAACAGACCUCCGAAUAUCAAUACAAACAAUAACAGCAGCAACAGCAACUCGUAUGGUACUGGCAAGCCGGGAAACGCACCUGGAUUGGCAGGUACACCGGUGGGCAUGGUUUCUGAUCCUUCGCCUGUUCAGGACACUAUGGUGUUUAAUGCAAGCGAGUACGACGAUUUGCGAACCAAGAAACUGCUCGAUGCUUUCAUCCAUGACUUUCUAAUAAAAUCAAAUUUGAACGAAACAGCACAAUCAUUUGAACGAGAAGCGAAGCUUCUCGAUGUUGAGAAAAGGCUGGACCCCUCGCAUGAUGUCCCAGAGGGGUUUCUUUACGAAUGGUGGCAGAUUUUUUGGGACGUGUUUAACGCAAGGACUCAUAGAGGCGGAUCAGACGUCGCUAAGAAAUAUUUCGAACAGCAACUUCAACGGCAACGACAAGAACAUACUUAUAGAGGAGUUACCAUGCAUGUUGCUAGGGUUCAACAAACUGCUGAGCAGAAAGGAUUUUACCAGCACGAAAUGUUCGAUCCAAUGGAAUUCGCGUCCAUUGCUUCCAUGGCUGCUAAUAACCAAUUUAAUAUGUCCAAUUCAGUAGCUCAGACGGCUCAGCCAAGUGUGCCUUCUUCGGCUUCCUCGGCUAAUUUCCCGGGGUAUACACCUCAGUAUAACUCCAACACUGCUCCGAUGGCUACUCAUUCAGCAGCGUCGUCUCAACAGCAACAACAACAACAACAACAACAACAACAACAACAACAACAACAACAACAACAACAACAACAACCGCAACAGCCUAUCAAACCUCAACCUCAGCGUCAACAAAAUAAUACUCACCCCUCUAGUGUACAGCAACAUCAACAACAACAACAUCAUCUUCAAAUGCAACAUCAUCUUCAAGGCUUCUAUAAUGGUGUACCAGGUGUUCCAAAUGGAGGUUAUUAUACACCUUCUAUGAAUCCUUAUAACAAUACACAGCAAGCUCAACAAGCUGCGUGUAUGGGCUCUAAUCCUGUUUCAAACUCUAUACCGUUGGCAAGUAAUAGUGGACCAGCUGGUACUGGUACUGUUCCAACCAAUUCUCAUAACACUGCUAAUAAUGUAAGCAAUAGUAGUGACAAUGGUAACACUAAUAACGGUAGUAAUAUCAAUGUCAAUGGAAAUGAAGGCAUCAUAAACAAUGAACACAUGACGCCCAAUUCAUCGUCAUCCUAUGCAAUCAACAUGGUAGCCCCCACUCAAAUCCCAAGCUCAGGUCAGGGCCAGGCUCCUUAUUCAAAACCAUCUUCUUUAUCCCAACAAUUUGGAUCCAUUCCAACUUACAUCAAUAUGAACAUUCCAAACUCUGCACCGGCGAUGCCAAGUCAAAGAAAUUCUCAAACCCAAAUUCCUCACAACCAAUCGGCUGCGUUAGUCCAAGGCAUGCUGUCCGCCCCUAGCUAUUCUUCGCAUCUGUCCAGUAACAUUGGUGUUAACAACAUGCCAAUGAAUAGUAUGAAUACAAUCCCUGGUUCAAACGUAAAUGGCAUGCAUCAUAAUACGAAUCCUUCAUUUGAAAUGUCAAGUAUGGAUGGUCUAUACAACUAUCAGAAAGAGCUAUUAAUGCUAGAAAAGGAAAACAAAAAGGUUUUAUCCAUCGCAAAGGAAACAUCCCUGUCUUCUGGAUCUACGCCCCAGUUCUUGACUCUGUCUACAUCUGGGAAUGCUGGAAACAAAAAGGGUUCAAACCCAAUGCUCCCUCCUAAUUCCUCACAGAUUGCUACUCCUCCUAACCAAAGUCCUUUAAAUGUAGGAACUGCACCACCUGCUACCGCUGCAGCUCCAAAGAAACGGAAGUAUACCAAGAGGGUUAAGGAUUUCAAGAAAUCUCAAUCAGCACCAAACACGCCCAAUACAACUGCAUUGACUCCAGGAUCUGGAAAUAGAAAUAAUAUCCCAUCUAAUUUAAACCCCGUUUACGAGCACUUAUCUGCAAACAACUCGCCAAGAGAUAAAACUCCGAAAGGUAACUUGGUUAAUAAUUCUCCGUUCACUUUGAACACAGAGGCAUCCACGGAAAAUGGAAAAGCCCCCGCUGGCAAUAAACGAGCUCGUAAGAAUAGCAGUACUAGGCAAUUAUCCGUUUCAUCUACCACAACAACGAAUAAACCAAAGAAAGUGGCUGCAAAGAAAACCCCAGUAGAUAUUACGACAACUCCACAGAACAACAUCGAAGAAGAGGACUCCACCGGAGCUAGCAGCAAGGAUCCUGGCAGUAAUAAUAGCCUUGGAUUGUUGCCGCAUAAUGCUUUGACCGAUCCAACCCCACAUACUGACUUCGAUCCUAUGAGUAUAGAUCCUGCUCUGAACGCCUCUGCUGCAUUUGAUUAUGCUGACAAUGAGGAUUCAAUGUUGGGCACUUUAGAAACUGCCUCUCUCGCGAAGAAAGGCGAUACACAGGGCGAUUCUAACGAUGAAUUUGCGAAAGACGAGAAGAACAGCGAGAAAAUGAAAUUAGAUCAAAGCGGUUUCAAUUUGGAUUUCUUAGAUCCGAAUAAUAGCUAUAAUGAUUUCAACUUCCUGAAUUGGCAAUGA